AGUUCCCAAUCAUUUCCCCUUACUCUCUUUCUUAUCAUCCUUCUCCUCUUGUUUAUUUAUCGUUGCAUAUGGAAAUUUAACGAACUAAUAAUAAAAAGAGAAACAAUUUUGUAAUAAAAAGAAAGAAUAAUUUGUUGGAAUGAAAACCUUGGAAAGACUUCCAUUAGGGUUUUUAUCGUCUCUACAAUCCUCUUGGACGGCAAUUUGGUAAGUAUCCAUUAAUUUAUUUAUAAUCUCUCUCUCUCUCUCUCUCUCUCUCUAUUUAUUAGUAUUCAUUGAAUCUGUUUAUUGAUUUGGAAAAUCCCAUUACUCUUAGAUUUAGGUUUUUUUGGAAUUAUCUCUUCCAUAAUCUCUUGAAUUUAGGGGUUUGAUGAAACUUAUUAUUUGGAUAAAACGGGUAGAAAGGAAAAAACAAGGUUGAGGUUUGAGGUUCUUGGAAUUUGGGGCUUCUAUUGAGUUACAUAUAUAUUGUUUUAGGGUAAAAAGUGAGGGAUAAUGUGCAUCCUUUGUGUCAUUCAGAAAUGUUCUAGGAGGGUUGCUACAAUGCUUCCAUGGUUAAUAAUUCCCCUCAUUGGUCUUUGGGCACUUUCUCAGUUGUUGCCACCUGGUUUUAGGUUUGAGAUUACGUCUCCUAGACUAGCUUGUCUAAUGGUAUUAUUAGUUACUCUUUUCUGGUAUGAGGUUUUAAUGCCAAAGCUAUCAUCCUGGAGGAUACGCAGGAGUGCUUGGCUCAGAGAGAAAAAGAGGGUUCAAGCUAUAGAGUUACAGAAGCUAAGGAAGAUGGCAGUGAGACGAUGCAGGAAUUGUUUGACUCCAUAUCGUGAUCAGAACCCAGGUGGAGGGGGAAAGUUUAUGUGUUCAUACUGUGGUCAUAUAUCCAAAAGACCAGUUCUUGAUAUUCCUGGCUCUGCUGACUUGGAUGCUAAGAAGUCUGGGUUUGUGGGGGAUUUGGUGGGUAAGGGUGGCAAAAUAUGGAAUGAAAAGGCUUGGUCAGAGCAUGGUUGGAUUUGUAGUAAUGAUUGGUUAGACAAUGGGAACUGGGUUCCUGGGUCUUUCACCGAGAAUAGUAGCUGGGUAAAGAAUGGUGGUAAGCUAUACAGUGGUAAAGAUCUUUGUUUUGCAGAGAAAUCAUACUCGGUCGUUGUUGUUUUUUUCGUCAAGGUUUUGUUCUCUUUCUUUUUUAGUGUAAGGUGGUUGUGGAGGAAAUUUUUUAGAGUAUCCUCAAGUGAAGAUGGUUCAUCAGAUGCAGAGCAUAUGGGGAUGUCUAAAAAGGGGGGAAAUGGAGUUAAUAUGUGUGAGAGUAAAGUUGAGAAAGCUCGUAGGAAAGCUGAAGAAAAGAGACAGGCUAGGUUAGAGAGGGAGCUUUUAGAGGAGGAAGAACGGAAGCAACGAGAGGAUGUUGCAAAAUUAGUGGAAGAAAGGAGGAGACUGAGGGAUGAAGAAAUGGAGGCAGAAAAACAGCAGGUUAGAGGCUCAGCUAAUGGCAAGGAAAAAGAUAGUAAGAGAGAAGCAGAAAAGAAGCGUCAAGAAAGAAGGAAGGAUAAAGAUAAAGGGUCUAGUAAGAGUAACUCUGACUGCGAGGAGAUUGACCGCAGAGCUGGCAAGGAAAUGGAUAGGAAACGUGAGCUUGACAAGGGGAGUGAAAUUGAGAGGCGGGAUCAACAGAAAGCCGCCACAACUCAGAUCUCCGAAUCGAGGCAUGGUAUAAAAGUAUCAACUGCAAACAUCACCAAGGGAACUGGUACUAGAUACCUGGAGCGUGUAAGGGGAUCCCUAAUUUCUUCUUCUAAAGCUUUAAAUGACACUAGUUUUUUUGGAAAGGGCACUCAUACAAACCAAACUUCUGCAACAAAUAUUUCAAAAGCAAACAAGCUUAAUGGUUUUAUAGAUCAUGCCCAAGGCACUGCGAACCAGAGAGAUAUGCGUAGCAGUACACAUGCACCUGUAAUAGUUAACUCAAAUGGAGAUAAUAAUGCCAUUGGAGCCAGUUCUCAUCGACCUGGUGGUUCAGAGAUGCAGUCGCAAACCGUGAAAAAGUCAUGGCAACAGUUAUUCACUCGUUCUCCAGGCAUGCCUAAUAUGAGCCCCCAAAUAGAAGGUCAAAGUCCGAACUUUCAUCGUCAGUCGCUGCAAAUGCAUUCUUUCGAGAAUCAGCUUGGUUCAAACCUAGCAUUGCCUUCACAUGUGUCUUUAUCCCCAAAUGGUUCUAAAAGUAGUAAUUCUUAUUCUUCUUUAGCAGCUAAACCAAUUUUUCCUGUUGCUGGAGAACCACCUUACAGUUUGGCUCAAGAGGAGAGCGAAAUUUUGGAAGACCCUUGUUAUAUUCCUGAUCCAGCAUCUUUACUUGGUCCAGUCUCAGAAUCGCUUGAUCAUUUUUCAUAUGACCUUGGCACAGGGUUCAUGAGAAACAGUCUGCCCCAAAAUUCCAUGCCUUUAAAGCAUGUAAUUACAUCCAUGGAAGUUAGUAAGCCCUCUCCAAUAGAGCCUCCUAUGUCGCGGUUACACGGCAUAGAAGUGAGGCUUACAAACUCAUUCCCCUGCAGCCCGAAGACCCCGGAUCGGAACUCCUCGCCUCUGAAUGAAUCGAACAGUGGAACAUGGCAGAUGUGGGGCACCUCACCACUUGUUCAGGAUGGCCUUGGUUUUGUAGGGGGUUCGUCGAGCUGGCUUUCACCAAUAGGGCAGAAUUCCAAGAAUAUGACAUCAAAGUUUGUAGUGGACAACCAAGUCCCUCCUGGGAACCAUUUUCAGCGAGGUGUUCAACCUGGUAGUUGCUUAACUGGUGGGACAUUUAGUCCUAUUUGUGCUGGAUUGUAUGAGAACGAUCCGUGGCUACCAAAUCCGAUCUCCCCACCACUGUCGGGCGUUAGCGAAUGCUAUUCCGUACCAGUUUCUCCUCCACCCGAUAUAUCCCAGAGUGAGUUGAUUUAUGGCAGUUCGAGCAGAUCAGCCACCAGACAACCAUUCGAACCAUCCCCUGUCAUUCGCUGGCCCAAGAAGGACUUCGCUGUGCAUGGGUUAGAAGAUGGCAUCGCAGACCCAACCAUGGGAAGGCCUCAUAUUGGGGGCCUAUUUUCUACACCAGAUGUACAGUCAGUUUGGUCAUAUAACUGAAUAAAGUACAAAAUUAGAAACAAAAGAAAAGCAGUGGACAUUUUUAAACCCCGAUUACUCUCCAUCAAUUUGAGCAAUCCAAGUCGGAGACUAUUUGAAAAGUUUAAUCAAACAGUAUUCACUUUAGCAAGCAUAGAUUAUAGAUAAAUAGGUCAACGGAUAUAGAUAGAGAGAUGGCUUUUGAGAGCUUGUGCAUCCUUUACAGGUAAGUAACUUAUUCUUGGGUCUAUUUCCCUGAUAAAUUGUACUUUCUUGAGGCAGUACCAUCUUUCAAUUUCGAAACUUCGUUUCUUUCGUUGAUGUUGUUCAGAAUAUAAACACAUGACUUAUCACAGGAAGCUAAAAGAAAUAAACUCAUCACAUAACCUUUUCUUUGUGUCA
Papaver somniferum (opium poppy) is the source of this 3495-nucleotide messenger RNA. RefSeq names its product stress response protein NST1-like. The transcript is spliced from 3 exons. The coding region runs from base 496 to 3114 and encodes 872 amino acids. Lineage: Eukaryota; Viridiplantae; Streptophyta; Magnoliopsida; Ranunculales; Papaveraceae. The record is from RefSeq and is a predicted model, not a curated record.